This is a messenger RNA of Aspergillus melleus, 1104 nucleotides long. RefSeq names its product zinc-dependent alcohol dehydrogenase. Gene Ontology annotation, molecular function: zinc ion binding; oxidoreductase activity. The record is from RefSeq and is a predicted model, not a curated record. Bases 1 to 1104 code for a protein of 367 amino acids. NCBI's taxonomy places the organism in Eukaryota, Fungi, Ascomycota, Eurotiomycetes, Eurotiales, Aspergillaceae. The transcript has 3 exons.
AUGGCUCCUGCAUUUUCUGCGCCCGAUCAUGAAAUUCCGACCCAUUGUAAGGCCGGAGUGGUCAUCAACGAAGGUCCAGAUUUCGAGAUCCGAGUAGAAAUGGUACCAGUUCCCGAACCAGGUCCGGAUGACAUUUUGGUUCGACUGAACGCGACCGGACUCUGUGUGUCAGACAUCCACAUGAUGCAAGGUGAUCUAGGCACCCCACCGAUGUCAAUGUUUGGAGUACGCUCGCCAGGCCACGAAGGCGCCGGCGUCGUCGUUAAGCUUGGGGAGAACGUCAAGAAUUUCAAGCUAGGCGAUCGGGCAGGAAUCAGACCGUUGAUGGACACCUGCGGUGCCUGCGAGCUUUGUUGGGAUAAUAAGGAUCAGCACUGCGCCUCCGGUUUGCAUACCGGGCUUAUGGCCACUGGCACCUAUCAACACUACAUCGUCUCGCCUGCGCGAUACGCAUCCCCAAUCCCCGACGGUAUCCCGGAUGUGGUCGCCGCUCCGAUCAUGUGCAGCGCGACCACGAUGUAUCGCUCCCUGACAGAAUCUGGCCUCAAACCCGGCAACUGGGCCGUAUUCCCUGGCGGCGGAGGCGGCGUGGGUAUCCAAGGCGUACAACUAGCCCGAGCAAUGGGUAUGCGACCGAUUGUGAUAGACACGGGAGCAUCUAAAAAGGGUCUGGCACUAGACAUGGGAGCAGAGGCGUUCAUUGACUUCGCAGAAGUGCCAGAUGCCGCCGCGGCCGUCAUUGAAAAGGCAGAUGGCAUUGGAGCGCACGGCAUCUUCGUCACUGCACCGGCGGCUUACAAGUCCGCGCUCUCGUAUGUCGGCAAACGGAUUGGCGCUGUCCUCAUGUGUAUUGGGCUUGGUCCGGCCGGUUCUAUCACGAUCGGAGAGGAUCCCAACGCUUUUGCCUUCAAGAAUCUGACCGUGAAGGGAACGUUGGUCGGCAGCCGAAAGGAUACGGCAGCAGCGUUGGAUUUCGCCAGACGGGGGCAGUUGCAGCAGAUCAGUGAGGUCAUUGGGAUCGAUCAUUUACCAGAGGCUAUUGAGAAGCUUCGCAAAGGGCAGGUGGCCGGGCGAAUUGUCGUAGACUUCAACUUGAAGGAAUAG